UCGAUCUCAACUCGUUUGAGACAUUCUGACGAGCCUCUGUGUGUCCAGCCAGCCAGCCAGCCGUGUUCACAGUCACUAGCGAUACACACACAACACACGCCACUCAGUCCGGCCCACACCAGCCAGCCAGCCAAGCCCGUCUGUGUCAGCCAUCCCUCCAUCCCUCCAUGCGCUCACCCUCUCUCUCUCACCACAACACCUCCACUACAGCCGUAGUGUCCGCGCAUACGGCUGCCUCUGUCUGUUGAGGGAGGGGUGGACGGCGAAUCUGGCUUGAUUUGUGCAGGCAGGUCGGUUGAUUGAGAGAAGGGAGGGAUGUGGAUCGAAAGAGAGAAAGGGGUAGGUGAGAGAGAGAGAGAGAGAGAGAGAGACAGACACGAGUGCAUCGCGGGCAUGCCAUACGAAUCCAUCCAUCCAUCCAUUCAUCCAUCCAUUCCACUUGGAAAACGGACAAGCGUUCAUUCAUUCGUUCGACAGCCAGCCAGCCAGCCAGCCGUUCACUGCCACUCCCCCUCUGCCCACUGCGGUCGGUAUUCCCUCCCUCCCUCCCUCUCUCCCUCCCUCCCUCUCACUUUUCUCUCUUCCCUCCCUCACGUCAGUGUGUGUGUAUGUAAGCCAUGCGUGAUGUGUGUGUGUCUCUAGAACGGUGUCUGGUGUGUAUGGUGUGGUGUGGUGUGGUGUGUUGAUCAGUCGUCCUGGUCCUGUUCCUCCUCCUGGUCCUGCUGCUGCUGGUUGUUGCGGCGCUUGGAGGGGAAGGGCAGCAGCUCGUAGAGGCGCUCCACUAUCGUCUGCUUGGUGUCCUUGCGCUUCACCUCCAACCCACGCUUCUGCACACAUACACACACACACACACACACGGACGCACAGAUGCACUCACUGCAGUUAAGAGGUAUGUAUGAUUUGUGAGAGAAUAAUGGUACCUACCUCCGCGAACUGGAUGAGCGAGUCUUUCUUGUACAUGCUGACCCAGUCCUUCAUGUCCGCAGCGUGCAACGGCGUCUUCUGCACACACACAGACACAGCCACACACGCACACAACGGAGAGACGCAUGCACACCUGCUUGCCCUUGUUCGUCUGUGGCUAUCUCGGUGUCUGACCGGCUCGACGUCUAGUUUGGUCUUCUUCUUGGCCUGGAUGGGAGGGGUGCGGUCGCCCUGCUCCUCCUGCGGCUGGGGCGAGGGGCCCUUCGCCUCGUCGUCGCUCUCCAUCGGCCCCACACCAGCACCCGCCGCCGCCGCCGCCGCCGCAGCAGCAGCAGCCCCGCCCUCCUCCUGCUCAUCGUCCUCAUGACGACGCUUGCCGGCACGCUUCUUGACCUAUUAGAUGGACAGCACCCCGCACAGACGGGGGAAAUGAGUAUCGUGUUCUGGUGUUGUGAAUGGUUGGCUGGGCUGAUUGGUUGGUCGGAGGGUGGCUGGCCUGACCUUUUUGUCGUCCUUGUGUUGGUCGGUGCCCUUCUUGCCGCGCCUCUUGGCGGCCGCUCCGGCAACUCCAAUACCUACGCCUACGCCAGCGCCCCCCUCAUGCACGCCCUCCGGCCCCGACUCCACCCCAAGCCCCUCGCCCUUCUCGCUAUCCUUCUUGCCUCCACGGCCCCCCACACGACGGUCCCGCCCACGGCCGCCGCCCCUGGGCACCACGGCUGCAGCUGCCGCAGCUGCUGCGAGCGGCUCGCCGUCGUCGUCGAGUAUGUCGUCCUGGCUGCCACUGGGCUUCUUGCCGACCCCCGGGGCCUUGGCCUGGUGGGGGUGGUGUUUGGGGUCGCCUCGGGCAGGUGCACCUGCCGCUGCCGCUGCCGCUGCUGCGCCAGACGGCUGUGGCAUGGCACGCUCCAACUCAGCCAACUUGGUCUCCAACUGACACGACAGCACACACACAUGCCCAGAGAGAGAGGGAGAGAGAGGGAGACAUGGGUGUGUGGAUGGAUGUGUCGAUGAAUGCGGUGGGUUCAGGUCUUGUCUACCAUAGCAUGCAUACCUCAGUACACUUUUUCUGCAGGUCGGUGAGAUCCUUCGCUUUGCCCUCGAGCUCCCUGGCCGCCGUGUUGUACUUGUCCUCCAUACGACGAUACAGCUGAACAAUCCAAUCCAAUCCACACAUACAAACAAGCAUGGACGGACAGAUUGCUCUGCGCAUUUGUGUGUGUGUGUGUGUGUGUGUCGUAUUGCCCACUGACGUCGUCGGCGGCCCUUUUCUGGUCCUCUGCCGCCUUUUUGUGCUGCUCGAGGGAUUGUUUGUACUGCUCGGCCGUCCUCUGAUGUGUCUCGACGGCAUUGCGCAGUUCGGCACCGGCACUCUCGACAUUGCGAAGACGCUCCUGGAACUGAUGAACACACAAACAAGCCUGAAUGGGUGGAUGGAGGGGUGGGGUGGGGUGGGUGAGAGGGGGGAGUCGGGACGUACCUCUGCGGCUUUCUUGUCUGCUUGGUGCUUAGCCUCCUGCUGCCCUUGCAGGGCCUUGCUGACCUGACCGAAUGAAUGGAAUGGAAUGGACUACACCACACCAUACAUGGCAGGCCUCAUGGCAGACCAGACCCGCCUUUGUUUGUUGUUUGUGUCCGCCUACAUGUACCUCCUCUGCGCGUCUGUCGGCCUUGCUGAGGGCCUCUCGGAGAGCGCAGCUUUCCUUAUGAACCUGGAUGGACGGACACACACACACACACACAUACAAGAAAAAGGUGGACACCGUUCCCCCCAUUGCCCCCUGCCCACCUUCUGUGUGUCCUGGUCAGCUUUGGUCUUUGCAUCGCGGGCCGCCUGCAGGUCCCUCUCCAAUACGGCUACCUGGACACGCAGAGGUGGAGGGAAAAAGGCAGAGAAAACGAUCAGAUGAAUCAGGUCUGUCGAUGGCGAUGAGAUGCAUUCAUCCAGGUGUGUGUGUACCUUGUUGGUGUUGCUGCGGGCCUUCUCGAGUUGCUCGCGGAGGGCACGGCUCUGCUGCUCCAGCUGAAGAGCGACGUUAGUUAGCAACACAAUGAAUGGGGGCUUUCGUGGGUGUGUGACCUGUUUGGUCUCAGCCUGGGACUUCUGCGUCACCUCCGCCAAUUUCAACUCGCUAGACUCGUGCAGCUGACGUACAUACAUACAUACAUACACACAGACAGACAGACAGACAGGAGAACGGAAAUAAUGUCUAGGUGUGUGCGGUGUUCUUCGUCUUCCUUCUCUCCGUUUCUUCUCACCGCUCGUAUUUUGAGUUCUAGGUCCGCCUUGGCCUGGUCCAUGGCCCGUGAGAGCUUCUGCUGACUCUCACGCUCAACCUGCAAAGUCACAAACACACAUGGACACCCACACAGUACCAAUACCCAAAUGGCGGUCCCCCUCCUCUCUGCGACAGCUAGCCUACCUGUUGGAUGUGUUGUGUGUGUUGAGUCUGCAGGUCGCUGAUGCGCCGCUCCAACUCGCCCUUCUCGCUAGACAGCUGCACGACAGCCACACCCACACAUCCACACACACGGAGGGAGGGAGGGAGGGAUGCAUGCAUGCAUUCACCUGGGUGAUCUGCUCCCGCAUCUGUGUGACGGCCUCCUCCCCGACCAUCUGGGCCUUGACGCGCACCAGCUCCUCCUGCAGUUCGUCGGUCUCAGCAGCCUUGGCACGCGCCUGACAACACACCAACACAACACGUACAGGCGUCCAGAUGAAUGGGGCAUGAGUGAAUGGAUCGAUGGAUGGACUCAUGUCGUGUUGCUUUGCUGAUGUCGGCGCAGCGCGUUUUAACCUCAUCGUGUUUGUGCUUGAGUUGCUCGAAUUGUUUGGCGAGCUCCUCCUGCGUGGUGAGUUUGCGCUUUAGCUCACUGACCUCCUCAGCCAACACACGCGCCCGGUCGUUGGCGGCCCUCAACGCCUUCUCGUGCCUACACAAAGGAAGGAUGCAUGACACAACAACACAUCUGUGCACGUAAAGCGGGGGGAUGCUUACGCCUCCUGGAUGCGGACGUUAUCCGCAGCGAUGAUCUGGCGAAUCUCGCGCUCACGAUCCUUGAGGAUCUUCUGCAGUGUCGCAAACAACCAACACCCCACCCCACCCCACACCACACCGCACACACAUUUGAUGAUGGCGGGUCUAGCACUGGAUGGGAUGGUGCGGUGUGGUGGAGUGGCGUGCGUACGUCUUCGUAUAGUUUGCGCGUUUCGUAGUCGGACCAGGCCAUGACGUUGUUCCACUGCUGGUUCACCAGCCGCAGGUGGCCGUCGUAACCGUACUGCAAACACACCACAAAAGGACCCAUCCAUCCAUCCAUCCAUCCAUGAGACACAUCAUGCAGAUGAAUCCGACCAUCCAAUGGAUGCAUCCCGUCCCCUCUGCCCCCUCACCUCGUCGUGGAGCUGCACGUGCCGUUUCGCCCACUCCGCAGGCGGCACGAUGUCAUCCUUGGGACGAGUGACGACCAUCCCCAGGAUGCGGUCCGACUCGGUGGUGGCGCGGGCAGCCUGAGGCUGGCCCUGAGCCUGAUUCUGAGAGAUGAGCUGGCGGGCAUCCUGCGUCGACGCCGACAGCGAAGCCUCCUGCGACUGUUGGCGUGGCCGGGCCAGGCUGGGUACUGCUCCCAAGGUGGAAGGCAACAUAGCGAUAGAAACGAGUUCAGCAGAAACUUAACGCAUCCUCCUCG
This is a messenger RNA of Vitrella brassicaformis, 4614 nucleotides long. The record is from the annotation of a GenBank genome assembly. Lineage: Eukaryota; Vitrellaceae.